Molecule: messenger RNA, 2544 nt
Organism: Gorilla gorilla gorilla (western lowland gorilla)
Lineage: Eukaryota; Metazoa; Chordata; Mammalia; Primates; Hominidae
Gene: TFEB
Product: transcription factor EB
Exons: 9
Coding region: 497-1924 (475 amino acids)
Biological process (GO): regulation of transcription by RNA polymerase II; positive regulation of DNA-templated transcription; humoral immune response
Cellular component (GO): nucleus
Molecular function (GO): DNA-binding transcription factor activity, RNA polymerase II-specific; protein dimerization activity; RNA polymerase II cis-regulatory region sequence-specific DNA binding
Source: RefSeq, a predicted model, not a curated record
GGAAGCAGGGCUGGGGUUAGGGUUAGGCCCACCCUGGACCUGGUGGGAUUGGGACUCUGGCAAAAUUCUUGCUGCUCUGUGUCUCUCCAUCUGCCUAGGGCCCUCUGAGGUCAGGCUGGGGUCAGGGCGGCCAUGAGAGACCUCCUGUGGGAGGACCGAGGAGCGCUGUGGGCGCCUGGAGCCGGGUGGGUGAGAUUGAAGCAGUCUGUGUUGGGUAGGCUGCGGUGUGUGACUGUGCCGUCGGGGCGCAGUUCCCUCUGUGCUGUGAGUAAUCCUCGGCCGCAUUUGCAGCUCCCAGGGGAUUGUGCAACUUCCUCUCGGGCUGAGGUGCAGGGGGCUGGGUGAGAAACAGCAGCCGCCGGGGAAAUGAGGAAACUGAGCCCGGCCCUGGGGCUGGGGUGCGGCCCUGGGCUCCGGCCCCUGGAGGAGCUGAGCAUUCCAGGGGCCUCCUUCCAGGGGGCUGCCCUCUCGAAGGGAGCCAGCGCCGGCAGCCACCAUGGCAUCACGCAUAGGGUUGCGCAUGCAGCUCAUGCGGGAGCAGGCACAGCAGGAGGAGCAGCGGGAGCGCAUGCAGCAGCAGGCUGUCAUGCAUUACAUGCAGCAGCAGCAGCAGCAACAGCAGCAGCUCGGAGGGCCGCCCACCCCGGCCAUCAAUACCCCCGUCCACUUCCAGUCGCCACCACCUGUGCCUGGGGAGGUGUUGAAGGUGCAGUCCUACCUGGAGAAUCCCACAUCCUACCAUCUGCAGCAGUCGCAGCAUCAGAAGGUGCGGGAGUACCUGUCCGAGACCUAUGGGAACAAGUUUGCUGCCCACAUCAGCCCAGCCCAGGGCUCUCCGAAACCCCCACCAGCCGCCUCCCCAGGGGUGCGAGCUGGACACGUGCUGUCCUCCUCCGCUGGCAACAGUGCUCCCAAUAGCCCCAUGGCCAUGCUGCACAUUGGCUCCAACCCUGAGAGGGAGUUGGAUGAUGUCAUUGACAACAUUAUGCGUCUGGACGAUGUCCUUGGCUACAUCAAUCCUGAAAUGCAGAUGCCCAACACGCUACCCCUGUCCAGCAGCCACCUGAAUGUGUACAGCAGCGACCCCCAGGUCACAGCCUCCCUGGUGGGCGUCACCAGCAGCUCCUGCCCUGCGGACCUGACCCAGAAGCGAGAGCUCACAGAUGCUGAGAGCAGGGCCCUGGCCAAGGAGCGGCAGAAGAAAGACAAUCACAACUUAAUUGAAAGGAGACGAAGGUUCAACAUCAAUGACCGCAUCAAGGAGUUGGGAAUGCUGAUCCCCAAGGCCAAUGACCUGGACGUGCGCUGGAACAAGGGCACCAUCCUCAAGGCCUCUGUGGAUUACAUCCGGAGGAUGCAGAAGGACCUGCAAAAGUCCAGGGAGCUGGAGAACCACUCUCGCCGCCUGGAGAUGACCAACAAGCAGCUCUGGCUCCGUAUCCAGGAGCUGGAGAUGCAGGCUCGAGUGCACGGCCUCCCUACCACCUCCCCGUCCGGCAUGAACAUGGCUGAGCUGGCCCAGCAGGUGGUGAAGCAGGAGCUGCCUAGCGAAGAGGGCCCAGGGGAGGCCCUGAUGCUGGGGGCUGAGGUCCCUGACCCUGAGCCACUGCCAGCUCUGCCCCCGCAAGCCCCGCUGCCCCUGCCCACCCAGCCACCGUCCCCAUUCCAUCACCUGGACUUCAGCCACAGCCUGAGCUUUGGGGGCAGGGAGGACGAGGGUCCCCCGGGCUACCCCGAACCCCUGGCGCCGGGGCAUGGCUCCCCAUUCCCCAGCCUGUCUAAGAAGGAUCUGGACCUCAUGCUCCUGGACGACUCACUGCUACCGCUGGCCUCUGAUCCACUUCUGUCCACCAUGUCCCCCGAGGCCUCCAAGGCCAGCAGCCGCCGGAGCAGCUUCAGCAUGGAGGAGGGCGAUGUGCUGUGACCCUGGCUGCCCCUGUGCCAGGGAACAGGGGCCGGCCUGGGGGCUGGGAGGGCCGGGGGCACCUCCCUCCCACCCUUCAGGCUGCACUGUGUGUGAAGUAGCCACCUGCCCUGCCUCCCUCCUCCCCGUUGGCCCCUGUUUGGACUUAGUGCCUGUCUGGCAGCCUGUGGGGUCAGGAGAAGCACCCCCAGGGCAGCCCUCCUGACUGGCGCAGUGGGAAGAGGCCUUCAGUCCCUCUCCCGGAGAUGGAAUCGUGGGGCAGGGAGGGGCAGGGUGUUCUAGAGGUGAGAAGAGGGCCUGGUGGAGAUGCCCUGUCUUCUGAGCCCGAGCCCCUCAUUACCAGUGAAGGACAUGCUUGAGGGGUUCGGGAAGCUCCUCAUCUGAGGCAACUGGUCCUGGGGGUGCUCAGGCCUGCCUUUUUGGGACUCAGAUGGCAGGAGGUCCACCCCGCAGCCUGGUCCUCGGCUCUCCCACAGGUGGGCACCCCCACUUUGGUGCUAACAGCUCUCCACCAGGUGGUGUGAGCGCGGGGGCUGCCAGAAGCGGGAGGGGUCACUGCCGGAAGAGCAGCUGCCCUCCGACCCCUCACUUUGUGCCUUUAGUAAACACUGUGCUUUGUA